Molecule: messenger RNA, 322 nt
Organism: Staurois parvus
Lineage: Eukaryota; Metazoa; Chordata; Amphibia; Anura; Ranidae
Source: the annotation of a GenBank genome assembly
AUGGGUCACUCUCAGGAGCUCAGUGAAUUCGAGUGUGGUACCGUGAUAGGUUGCCACCUGUGCAAUAAGUCCAUCUGUGAAAUUUCCUUCCUACUAUUCCUUCCCACAGUCACCUGUUAGUGGUAUUAUAAUAAAGUGGAAGCAACUGGGAACAACCGCAACUCAGCCAUGAAGUGGUAGGCCAUGUAACAUGACAGAGCGGGGUCAGAGCAUGGUGAAACACACAGUGCACAUAAGUCACCAACUUAAAGCGAACCCUACCAAGACAUUUUGGACAAUUUCAUGCUCCCAACUUUGUGGGAACAGUUUGGGGAUGGCCCCU